GGCCAAUGCUCAAACCACUGAGCUAUCCCUCCCACCUUAACAUGAUUAAGGUUAUAGACUGAAACUCUUACAACCAGGUCCCUUGGCUUUGUUACAUUUAUAGUGUGGACAGGACCUUAAUGUGUCUCCUGUAGCUUCUGAUCGUUCCCUGUGUUCCUGCAGGUAGCACUUCCACAGCAGCACUAGUAAGGACGGAGAUAGGUGCGAUAGAAAACUCAUCUAGAUAAUGAAACUUACAACCGUAUCUGUUUCAUUCUGCUGUUUUGGUAUUUCUGGACCAAUGCUGUGUACAGGAUUUGUGUCUAGAUUUGAUCCCCCCCCUUCCAAUAUACUGCCACAGUAAUAAGAAUGUAGGGGGGGGAGGGGGAUGGGAGAACAUAGGACUCUAUCUCGUGUCCACCCAAACUAAGUGGCUUGACCAAGUACAGCAAAUCCUAUAGUCCUAUUUCUCGGGCUUAUUCUGUGAGACAAAGUUUGAAAUCUAAUUCCUUAGACAGCGUGUAAAAUGUCCCCAGUGAAGACUGUUUUUGAUUAAAAGAAUAAGGAAACUUUAUAAAAAUCCUGUCAAGAUUGGCAGGUGUAAACAUGGAUUUACUGUGACACUAGAAUUGCCGGCCUAAAAUGUCUUAACUCUAAACUUGCAUAUAUGCAUCUUUUUUGUGGGCAGGAGACAGAAUGGGGCACAAAGCUAUAUAAAAUCCUGAAAGUAUAGGCUCUGUCAUGUGGGACGACGUACUGUGCUCACCAAGUCUUAAGUUUAACCCUAGUGACAACGGCCCAUUAAAGUGCUAGCUUAAAGAACUAAAAGAACCCCUCUCACCCAGUAAAAUGUUGGUAGUUGCUUAUGUAAUGUGUAUGUACUCGUAGGCUCAACAGAGUUGUGAGGAUUGCAGCAGUAUGUUUGGAGAAUAUUACUGCGGUAUAUGCCACCUGUUUGACAAAGACAAGAAGCAGUAUCACUGUGAGAAGUGUGGCAUUUGUAGGAUUGGUCCAAAAGAAGACUUUUUCCACUGUUCAAAAUGUAACUUAUGUCUAGCCUUGAGUCUUCAAGGAAAACAUAAGUGCAUUGAAAAUGUCUCCAGGCAGGACUGUCCAAUAUGUUUGGAGGACAUUCACACCUCGCGUGUCGGAGCCCACGUUCUGCCGUGUGGACACCUUCUUCAUAGAACUUGUUAUGAAGACAUGUUAAAAGAAGGUUACCGAUGCCCCCUGUGCAUGCACUCAGCUUUAGAUAUGUCCAGGUACUGGCGACAAUUGGAUGACGAAGUGGCGCAAACCCCCAUGCCCACGGAAUAUCAGAACAUGAUGGUGGAGAUCCUUUGCAAUGACUGCAGCACCCGGUCCACGGUUCAGUUCCAUAUCUUAGGCAUGAAGUGUACAAGUUGUGAAUCCUACAACACUGCUCAAGACGGAGGAUGCAGGAUGGCUCUGGAGCAGCAGUGACUAACACACACAUCACGUGUUACUGGAAAGAAAACCAUCCUUGUUUGUUACGGCUGCUAAGGCACACGGCAACGUCUCAUAGUCCAAAUGGUUUCUCUGUUCAUGUCCUAUCUCAAAAUCCCAAUUCCUGGUGCCGAAUUCAGGCUCCUUAGGAGACUGUCACGCUCUGCUGUUAGCAUAGCCUACGAUUCUCCCACUGCAGUGGUUGUGAAGUGCAAAUCCAUGUCAGAGCGCCUGUGAGAUCUCACCCCUCUGCUUUCUCCGGUGAUGCUCCGUGGAGAGUGUUCUUGUCUGGUGGAACUUCCCCGUCCGUGGUGCUGCGCAUCUCACACACAGUGUUUAGUCCUAGAGAACUGCAAGUUUUAGAGGAGAGCUCAGCUGUCUUUUCUACCACACUGUAUAGAUACAUAUUUCUAAUAAGAUGAUUUAUAAGCAAUAGCUGUCAGAACUGAACUGAUUCUGUGGCAUCUGAGGGCUCUGACCAGAUUCUGUGGAGGCUGUUACUUCCAGGAAGAGAGGGCAGCAAGAAUAGACAGAUACCCAUUCUGCAUAGAAAUCCGUGGGGAAGGUCAGUAGCUUGGAGUGCUAUCUUAAGGAAAGCUUAAGUAUUCAAUCCUUUUGGUAAAUAGAUUUUGUUUGUAAGUUUAUUUGUAGGUGGAUGAAGUCUGGGAAAUGGAGGUGACUAUAGAUGGAAGAGGUGUGCUGGUAUAAAUCGUUCAUCUUCAUCUACAUCUCCCAUCCACAACCUGCACAAAGUAAAAACGGGCAGGUUUAUUGAUGUAAAGCAAGGCUACGGUGUGUCAAAUCAGUGUGGGUAUAUAACACUUUAAAAACAGGGCUCAAAGCUGCUGCUUCUCUCCUGAUUUCUCGUGGGAACUAGUUUCUCCACAUCCUAGUUCCUUUCACCUACUGCAAUUACACUAGCUAUUGAUUUCUUUCUACCCCGAAGGCCCUGAUGCUGAAAAGUCUUACCAACAUGCUGCUUUUAAAUAUGCCAGUGGUCUGUUCACUUCACUGAGUCUAUUCAGGUGCAUAAAGUUAGGCAUGUGCAUUUGUCUUUUCAGGAUUGAGGCCAAAAAUAGUUAAUUCCAUUGAUUCUGCAAUUUUGCAGAAAUUCUCCAAUUUAGGGACACUCUCAGGUGGCUUAGACCCAGUCUUUGGUUUUGUGGUUAUGUUUUCAUGAAACUAGAUCUUACAAAACAGUUGUUAAAAUAUCCUGAAAAUAGUUCCCUCCAGAGCGUCGGCAGUCUGAAUACUGGGGGAUGGCCCUCCUUUGUGAGAGCCAGUGUGUGACAGUAGCUCCAAGUAUAUAUGAAAGACCUUUGUCUCUUUCAUUGUCAAUGCAGAAAAUCACAAACCUAGCUUCUCACUAUAUAGCUUAUUUUUUAAACUUGUUCUAAUUAUCUAAAGUGUCACUAAAAUUUUAUUUUUCAUCUGACAGUGUCCCUUUAUGCUCAAAAAUACUUCAACUCUUAAGUGGUGUGUGGUAGUAUUAGUGUAUCCUGCUACUGAAAUCUAAGUGCAUAUACAUAGGUAUCUUUUUCUAAAGCACUUUUCUCAAUGCUAUAAAUUAAUGUAUUUUGAUGUACAGUAAUAUCUUUAAUAAAGCAGAUUAUAGUAAA
Molecule: messenger RNA, 3065 nt
Organism: Chrysemys picta bellii (western painted turtle)
Lineage: Eukaryota; Metazoa; Chordata; Testudines; Emydidae
Source: RefSeq, a predicted model, not a curated record